This is a messenger RNA of Paramecium octaurelia, 891 nucleotides long. Lineage: Eukaryota; Ciliophora; Oligohymenophorea; Peniculida; Parameciidae. The record is from the annotation of a GenBank genome assembly.
AUGGAUUAGAAGGAUUUCAAGAUCGAGUCUUUAGGUGAAUACUUCACAAAGAAAUUUCAAGUGACUCUUACAUAAAGGGAACCAAUCAAUCAUGAUUCUUAUUUGUUCAGAUUCGAUUUCAAAAAUCCAAAAGAGAGAUUAGGAUUGCAAGCUGUCCAGCACAUCAAAAUCUCGUAAACUAUCAUUUUAUAUUGAGUGGCUUUAAUUUGAAAGGGGAAGUAGUUGAAAGAGCUUACACACAUGUGUUUGAAGAUGAUGGAUAUUUUUAGAUACCUAUCAAAAUAUAUAGGCCAAAUGUACAUCCUCAAUUUCCAAAUGGAGGGGAAUUGACUCCAUGGCUAGAGAAGUUAGAUGUAAUUUAUGAGAUUUAUUGAUAGCUAAAUUCAGAAUUGACUAUUAAAAGAUGCUUAGGAAAGCUAUGUUAUCAUAACAAUCAAUUUAUUGUUAGGCCAAAAUUGAAUAAUACUUGGUCAUAAUUUGAUACUGUGCUAUUUAUUUGUGGAGGUAGUGGUAUCACUCCAGCAUAUUAAUUAAUACAAUCUAUAUGCAAUAAUCCCAAUGAUAACACUAAAAUGGUCCUUUUGUAUGCAAAUAAAACUGAAUAAGAUAUCUGGUUAUAAAAAGAGUUAAACGAAUUCUAAGCUAAACACAAAGAUCAAUUUACAGUCCAUUUCACGAUAGAUAAAGUAAUUACAUACAAUACACUUUAAGUUUGAUGAGAAUUGGAAAGGUCUGAAAGGGCAUGUUAAUUUUGAAAUGAUGACCUCAAAAUUUCCAAAACCAACUGAAACUACUUUAGGUGUGUUAUGUGGACCUAAGCCCAUGAACAAGUUAGUCAUAUAUUUAUAUGAAUAGUUUGGAGUAAAGAAAGAUAAUAUAGUAAAAUUUUGA